Messenger RNA from Capronia epimyces CBS 606.96, 1038 nucleotides. RefSeq lists its product as uncharacterized. Gene Ontology annotation, molecular function: protein binding. The transcript has a single exon. NCBI's taxonomy places the organism in Eukaryota, Fungi, Ascomycota, Eurotiomycetes, Chaetothyriales, Herpotrichiellaceae. The record is from RefSeq and is a predicted model, not a curated record. The coding region runs from base 1 to 1038 and encodes 345 amino acids.
AUGGACGAACGAAACAGCCCACUGACAAAGUCUGAACUGGCUUUCACCUACCCUCCAUACCCGUCAGACAAUCUCGGCCAUCUAGAGCUAGACAAACUUGUCCGGCUCUCAUAUCAUCGCCUCUGCAAAGAGCCAAAACAUGACCUCGGGGUACUCGACCUCCCAGUCGAAACUCUCAAUAUGAUUAUGGGCCAUUUAGAUUUACGCUCACUCAUGUCUCUGCAACGGGUGAAUCGCCGAGCCUUCCACAUGGUCAAUGCAAUGCCGGAACUUGGGGCAAUCAUGGAGUAUUCUCCCAACGCCCUGCGCGCCAUCUUCGCCAUCAAAACAGGCCGUUUCAUCACAUGCCGAAUGCUAUUCGCCAAGCUCUGUUCCUACCAAUGUGAGACCUGCAGCGAAUUUGCCGGCUAUCUGUACGUCUUGACGUGUAAGCGCGUCUGCUACCACUGUUUUACAAGUCUUCCCAAGUACCUGCCGGUUCUGCGAUCUGAUGCCCGCGAGCGAAUCGGCCUGCCUGCGGAUAUUAUCAAGCAGAUCCCCCAAAUGAAAAGUGUCCCAGGCCGCUACACGGCGCUGCAUAGACGGCGCCCGCGGCGCACUCUGAUGGACGCGACCGCUGUUCGCGAGGCGGGCAUUGCUUUGCACGGCAAUGCUCGUGCGGUGGAGUGUUAUUCAAAAAAGGUCGCUGCAGAAAAACUGGAGGCGUAUCGUGUUUCAAGAAGAAAACUUGAACCGGAUCUGGUCGAUCAUAAUAUUGACAGAGAAUACUCAUUCAACCUCCCCAGGGAUGAAUACUACUUCAACCCCAGGAGGUUCAUGGCCAUCGUUUCGGUACCGUUCAUUGACAUCCAGGACAGACGAGCACACUGGGGCUUUCACUGCCUCGCUUGCCUUACCGACGUGAAAGGAAUUAAAUCAAGUGAUCGGCAAUACAUAGCCAGUCUCUUCAGGGACCAUCUACAAGAGGAUGGAGAAAUCAUCCGUGAAAAGCACUUCACGAAACCUGUUGCAAAAAUUCAAGGGCCAAACCCUCCAUGA